AUGUCUCAUCACGACCAACAACCUCAUUGGGAAAGAUCAAGUGGAAGUCGUUCAACUCAUCCACCGGUUCUUCCUCUUCGUCAUCAAGACGAUCCCAGAGAAACACAAAGACAUCACGCGCCACAAGGAUCACUCCAUCCCAAUCGACAUCAAGACCUGGAUGGUGAACAUUACACGGAGUCUCGGUAUGAUCGUUCCUACGGUUUCCCACCUCUUGUACAACCUCGACCACCUAUUCAUUCUUCCGGUCCACCCACCACUUCAGCAAGUUCUUUCCAUGUCUUCUAUCCAUCCGAUCCCUCCCCUAACACAACCAACCAUGUCGGUCCUUCUCGACAACCACCAUCAAGAUAUAUGAACCCAAGUGAGACGGCUUCUCAAUGGACAAGCAGGUAUCCUCAACCAUCCACUUCCCUGGUCUUCGAUGAGAAAGAGAGUCGACCGGUUCAAUGGGGUCGAAACCAAAGUAGUUUCAACAAAUCAAAGCAAGAUUUUCCCAAUAAAAGUCAUACGUAUCCACCUACCCUCACAUUACCCAUCGCUCCUCCUACACAGUCCACAUCAUUAGAACGUCGUAUGGAAGGAAACAAAUCGAAAAGUUGGCCUAGCCAUGAAUUGCACUCUCAACAUCUGGAUUCAAGAUCCUCGAUUCGAUCAACGCCUUUUCCUCCACUUCCGAGUACCAAAAAUGAUGAAGCAGGAUCAACUAGAACACUAGCUGGUACACUCAAAACCAACAUAGCGACCCCAGGAAGCAGCUCAAGGGAUACUUGGAUGACCGACCAACCAAGAGUGACUGAACACCCAGGAACACACUUUGAACCCCAUCGACAUCCUCUCCCUCCUGCUGUCUACCCGGGUUUGACGGUAGGAUCUACUCGUCUGAGAGGUUUUCAACCUGAUUACCACCGUCCCACCACUGUACGUCUUCCACCUGCAUCAUCAUCAGCUAUCAACGGCACGGAAUGUAUCAAAGCUGGUACGGUGGAAGUUCAUUUGAUUCGACUACAUAAAUCAGCUCAUUGGGAAGAGGAUAAAGGGGAAAGGGAAGAGGUUGGGAUUGGUUAUGGGGUUUGA
Messenger RNA from Tremella mesenterica DSM 1558, 1077 nucleotides. RefSeq lists its product as uncharacterized. The record is from RefSeq and is a predicted model, not a curated record. Lineage: Eukaryota; Fungi; Basidiomycota; Tremellomycetes; Tremellales; Tremellaceae. The transcript has a single exon. The coding region runs from base 1 to 1077 and encodes 358 amino acids.